AUGGAUAAUUCAUCUCCCGAAUGGUUUAAACGAAUUGCAAGUUCUCUCACGUCUUCUGAGUCUCCUUGCUAUCUGAAAGAGUUGAAAUUCACCAAGGCCUUCGAAGAACCGAUUUCAAACAAAUGGCCUACUAAUGAUAUCGACUGGACAGGUUUCACUGAUUCCUUCUCACCUUUUCUGCCACGAAAUACUGGAAUUGGUUGUCGAAGUUUCUCUGACAGUGUAUCCAUUCGUAAACCAGGCAAUGGAAGUCAAUUUAAAGUUCCAAAAUACGCCUAUCCUCCCUCCUUUUCUCUGAUUAGUUCUUGUCAGGCAAUCACUCUGUUCGACCAAGAGGAAAAGGGAUCCCCUUCUAUAGCUGAAUCCCUUAGUGAAGGCCAGACAUUGGAUAUUGAUGAGGAAAAAAGUUGUGAAGUAUUUGAUGACCAAUCCACGGUGGUUAUGAAUAAUGUGAUUCCCAAUUGGAUUAUGAGGUUACCUUCAAAAUCCGAAUCAUCAUCCUGGUUGAAUGGAGCUCAAUUUCCCUCAGGGAUAUUGCCACUAAUUGGGAAGAUUUGGUUGGUCACUGAAGAGGCCCAAGUGUAUUGGUCUCUUGCAACACGUUAUGAUUGUAAUCUGAAGUGGAAUAAGAUUGGAGGUCACUUUGCUCAAGUUGAGAGCAUUUCACUUUCUGGUGAAGGUGGAGGACAGGUGACCUGGGCUUUGGGACACAAUGGUACUCCCUGGGUUCUCCGUGAUGAUUGGACCGAUGGUGGGAAAAAAUGUUUUACUUAUUCAAGAAAGCGUUUUCCAUUCAAUACUCCCCAUGUCCAAACAGAUAUUCGGAAAUUGCGUGUUCAUGAAUUUCAGUCUAGACGUAUCAUUCGUGGAUAUUCUUCCAGGUUAGUUCUCCGUCUCUUGAAUUACUGCUGA
Messenger RNA from Rodentolepis nana, 912 nucleotides. The record is from the annotation of a GenBank genome assembly. NCBI's taxonomy places the organism in Eukaryota, Metazoa, Platyhelminthes, Cestoda, Cyclophyllidea, Hymenolepididae.